GCCAAGUUAAGGUAUUUAGCAAAUCAAUCGACCAAGGUCCAAGGCCCAUACUUUGACACAACUAUCUAACUAAAAAAUUAAAAAGCCCAAUAACGAAACACAUAAAUUUAGCCCACAUUUAGCGAAACAUCAAUUUAUUUUAUUUUUUAUUUAAAAAAAAAACAUCAAUUUUUUAAUUAAUAAUUUAAGAAGCCCAAAAACGAAACAUGAAUUUUCAAUAAACGCCUUUGCUUGAGUCUGUAGUAACGCCACCAUCUUCUUUGUUCUUCCUUCGUCUUCAACACAAAAAUAUUCAUAAAUUCCAGAAACAAAAUUUAAAAAGUUAUAUGAAUUUCAGCGAAUCAGUUGACUUUUCUGGUUAAUUUCUCGAAAAUGAAGCCAAAAAUGGAGGUGAAUCAGCAGCAUCUGUUGUCAUUCUCUCUCUCCUCCAAUCUCGCUGCCCCUUCCUUCAAUGCCUUAAUCAGAUGUCAUCAGAAAUCAAGGUAGACAUAGCGAACAACUAUGAUCAUUAUGAGUCUGAAGGAGGUCCUCUACACGAGAAUGAUACUAUGGCCAUUGGGACCAACGGAAUCUACAAUACCCUUGACGACUACCAUCAAGGAAAGAAGUCAAUUAGUGACAUUACAUCGCCAAGGGAGCGCAGAUCAUUAGGUGACAGGCUUCUUUGUCCCAAUCGAACCAUACAAAACUGCAUUGGCAACCAUGUAGAUCAAGAGGAAGAAGAUAGGGAGCACAAAACUGUAAAAAAACCCGCUGGUCCACUUGUGUCUGGUGCUGCUUACUGUCUUUCCUCUUGUAGCAUGAUAUUGCUGAACAAAGUAGUUCUCUCAACAUUCAAUUUCAACGCUGGGAUAUCUUUGAUGUUUUAUCAGAACUUAAUCAGCACUGUAAUCGUUGCUGUUUUGAGUAUAUGCGGGGUUGUAUCAGUAGAAAAGCUCAGCUGGAAGCUCAUUCGGGUUUGGCUACCUGUCAACAUUAUCUUUGUGGGUAUGCUUGUAUCAGGCAUGUACAGUUUGAAGUACAUAAAUGUUGCAAUGGUGACGAUUUUGAAGAAUGUGACGAAUAUUAUUACAGCAGUUGGUGAUUAUUAUUUAUUCCGGAGACACCAGAAUCAGAAAGUUUGGACUGCAAUGUUUUUGAUGAUAAUAUCUGCUGUAAGUGGUGGCGUCACAGAUCUUUCUUUUGAUGCUACAGGAUAUGCUUGGCAACUUAUAAACUGUGUUCUAACAGCAAGCUAUUCACUUACACUGAGAAUGGUCAUGGAAAAAGCAAAACAGCUAACAAAAUCAGGAUCUCUAAAUGAAGUUUCAAUGGUGUUGUUGAACAAUGCAUUGUCAUUACCAUUUGGACUGGUUUUGAUUCUUAUAUUUGACGAAUGGAAUUAUGUCAUAAACGUCAAUGUCAUUACAAUGCCAAUGUUUUGGGCUGCAGCAACACUCAGCGGAUUGUUGGGACUUGCCAUCAGCUUUACUUCGAUGUGGUUUUUAGGUCAAACCAGCCCUACAACUUAUAGCUUGGUCGGUUCCUUAAACAAGAUACCUAUAUCACUUGCUGGAUUGGUGUUGUUCAAUGUUCCACUGAGCAUACCGAAUCUCUUCAGCAUAUUAUUUGGUCUAUUUGCUGGGGUGUUUUUUGCAAGAGCCAAGAUGUCCUGAUUCUCAGGUUAUGUUGGAUUACUCAUAGAAUAGAGAUACAACAUAAAUCCGUAUCUUCUGUAGGAACAAUUCCUCAGUAGUUCAGUGCGUCAUAAUGCAGCACAGCUGCGAAUACUUCCUCCCUUCGACAUUCUAUUCAUUGUCUCAUUAAUAGUGUAAUCUGGAUUAGUUAAGUGCAACUAAACCUGGUUCUGCUAGAUGUAGUAUUCUACAAGGUAAUCCAUCAUUUUUGUCACUUGGAUCGGCCAUGCGGAUCUAUAUAGUUUGACUUGCAUAAUUCAAAAGGCUUUUUUUACCCCUUUUCCUUAGUUGUUUGCAAGCAAACAGUUAUAUUACUCCAUAUUUAAAAAGUUGGCUGAUAGGCUUAGCUUUGUUUGUUUCUUUUUCUUU
Chenopodium quinoa (quinoa) is the source of this 2045-nucleotide messenger RNA. RefSeq names its product GDP-mannose transporter GONST2-like. Bases 465 to 1655 code for a protein of 396 amino acids. NCBI's taxonomy places the organism in Eukaryota, Viridiplantae, Streptophyta, Magnoliopsida, Caryophyllales, Amaranthaceae. The record is from RefSeq and is a predicted model, not a curated record. The transcript is spliced from 10 exons. Gene Ontology annotation, molecular function: antiporter activity; GDP-mannose transmembrane transporter activity. Gene Ontology annotation, cellular component: Golgi apparatus.